This is a messenger RNA of Paramacrobiotus metropolitanus, 1506 nucleotides long. RefSeq names its product mitochondrial import receptor subunit TOM40 homolog. Gene Ontology annotation, molecular function: transmembrane protein transporter activity. The record is from RefSeq and is a predicted model, not a curated record. Gene Ontology annotation, cellular component: mitochondrial outer membrane translocase complex; mitochondrial outer membrane. NCBI's taxonomy places the organism in Eukaryota, Metazoa, Tardigrada, Eutardigrada, Parachela, Macrobiotidae. Gene Ontology annotation, biological process: protein import into mitochondrial matrix. The transcript is spliced from 6 exons. Bases 281 to 1318 code for a protein of 345 amino acids.
GCCUUGCGUCAGCUUUUCAGUUUGAACGGUUUAUUUUUCUUUCUGUUUUUCAUCUUUCUGGAUGGAGAAAUUCCUUUUCCAUUAAAAGUUAAGAUUCCGUAGAAAAGUAGAGACCCAAAGAAGCGUUGUCAACCGUAAGAAGCCGCUGAUAAUCUUCGCAGCUACCUCAUCAGCGUGGCGUGGCGAACCUGCGCGUCACUGCACAUUGAGCUGCGCGAGCUGCCUUCCUUGCAUUUUCUCUCUGCUGCUGGAGUAGGCCGUUGCACUUAUCGGAUCCGCCAUGGGCAAUCGGCUCGUCGUUGAGGCCAGCAGUGGCGCCGUCCCGCUGCCGCCCCCGCCGCUGCCCCCUAGCCCCGUCGCGGCAGGCAGCGCGAAGAACUCGGCGACGGCGUUGAGCAGCGCCAGUCCGCCAUCGGGGACCCUUCAGCCUCCCGCGCCGCCCCGCUUCUCCCUCAACAACCCCGGCUCCUUCGAGGAUCUGCACAAACGCGCCAAAGAUGUCUUCCCCAGCAACUUCGAGGGCUUCCGGUUCAUGCUGAACAAGCCGCUGAGCAACCACUUCCAGGUGAGCCACACCGUCAACGUCGGCAUGAUGCAGUCCGGAUACCGCUUCGGCGCCACCUACAUCGGCCACAAAGUCCUCUCGCCCAGCGAGGCGUACCCUGUGAUGCUGGGGGAGAUCGAGGCCAACGGCAACCUCAACGCUCAAAUCAUUCACAUGUUCGGCACGCGGCUCCGUUCCAGGCUCAUCGCGCAGUACGACGAAGGGAAGCUGGCGGGUCUGCAGCUGAGCAACGACUACCGCGCGCGCGACUUCACGGCCUCGCUGACGCUGGGCCAGCUGGACAUUGUGCGCGCCUCGGGCAUCGUGGUGGGCCAGUACCUGCAGUCGGUGACGAAGGCGCUGGCCCUCGGCGCCGAGCUCAUGUACCAGAAGGGCACGCAGAUCCCCGGCGGCCACAUCUCCAUCCUCUCCCUCGGCGCCAAAUACACCGGCAGUGACUUCCAGGUGGGGGCCUCGCUGGGCCUGGCCGGCGUGCAUCUGUCGUAUCACCAGCGCUGCAGCGAGCAACUGCAGGUCGGCGUCGACUGGGACACCAGUCUGCGCAGCGGCGAGAGCGUGGCCAGCCUCGGCUACGCCGUCGAGAUCCCCAAGGCCAACGCCACCUUUCGCGGCUCCGUGGACACCAACGGCUCGGUGGGGGCCAUCCUGGAGCGCCGGCUCUUCCCCCUGCCGGCCACCCUGGCGCUCAGUGCCUUGAUCAACCACAAGAAGGCCGCCUCGCAGUUCGGCAUCGGCCUGAUGAUCGGCGGAUGAGCUCCGACUAAUUCUGACUUGUUUUUGUAUGUAUUUCCGGGCGAUGACGACAGUGACGGGCGCCGUUCGAAUUUGAUUGCUGUUAAUUGUUUUACUUACUCGUAUCGGACACUACACUGGCUUUCUGUCUGCAUUUCCUUACAAUAACUGACUAACGGUUGGCAAUAAACACCAACAAACGAACAACA